AUGUCUACCACAGCAACUUUGAACAGGACGGAUGGUGCUACAAGCCAGUCGAAGAUGGACAUGCCUAAGACCAGCGACUUACUACCUUACGAGGUCAGCGGCCGGAGCGCAGGCCCUAUACAGUCUCGUAGAAAGAUCCCGAACAAAUGGCUCCAGGGCACACAAAAUGCGGAAGUUACUAGGCCCCCACUUUCGCUGAAGACUAGCCCAACUGAUGUCGCGCGCUCGCCACAAUAUGCGCAUGCUCAUGAAAGGCAGCCACAUUCAGCCUAUACAUACAACACGUUUCCCUCCAUAUCCCCAAAAUUUACCAGAGAUGUCGAGAGGCGAAACAGCACAUGGGCCGUCCCACGACAAGCAUACGUUCCCACUUCCAUCCCUCGCGACGAAAAUGUGCGCUGCAACAUCCUCUACGUCAGUAACCUCCCCUCAGAGACCUCAGAGGACGAGCUAGAGGACAUCUUCUCAAAGCAGAACGGCUACGUGCGGCUGAGUUUACAUGCGAAGGCGAAUGGGCCGUCGUGCAUUGUUGAGUUCGACGAUGUCACGAGCGCGGCGAAGGCGCUCCGGAACCUGUACGGGUGGCCGCUCAAGAACAGCAGGAUGGGUGGCAUCCGCCUGAGCUUCUCCAAAGACCACCUUGGCUCCCAGGCUGCUCAGGUUCCUGCUCCCCGGACUCCGCGGCGCGCUCCGCCGCCGCCGCCUCUGAUCUUGCCUGUCCGAUCUCCUCCCCAUUCGGCUGGCAGGCUUGCACCGACUGCAAUUGCUACUAGGGUUGCCGAGCCUGAGCCCCCGAGACCUAGUAUUGAGAUCGAGUCCGCCAGCAGUCCGAGUAUCGAGGAGUCGGUGCCAAGACUGCUAGAAUACAAGUCGGCUAAAGAGAGCCCUCCUGCAAAAGCAGCGACAGAGCUUCGUUGUCAACAUUUGGCUGAUCAGGAUCGUGCUCUUGACGACCUGGCUAUGUACACUGUCAGAGGACCGGAUUACAGAAUUGAAACCUUUGAUGAAUGGCGACUGUGGCUGGAGAGGGCAGUCGAGAUGGAGCUUGACUGGUACCCUUUGCCUCCAAUAAAGCAACCUCCGAUGUCCAUCUACCUUGACGAAGACGAAACAGAGCGAUGUGGCAUGUAUCUCGAAGAUAUCCGCGGAAGACCUCUAAUCAGCAAGCCAGACGUUCAAUCCGAAAGGCCCGCCAUUACUCAUGCCAGAAGAGUAACAUCAAUCGCCCUAGCCUGGAGCAGAAUUAUGGUCUCGUCUUGGUUAGGUCCCCAAAGCGGUAGUAGUGGUCGGACACAUAAUGCAUCCCAUGGCAGCGUCACAGCACAGCGGUUGGAAAGCCACUUUUGCAUCGAGAACCAUCCAUCGUUGACUCAACAAACUACGCUUCUGAAGCUUGGGUGUCUGGAGCACAUGCAGGAUGACUUUGAGUUCUUUGUCCAGGCUCGACGCAUGCUGGGCGAGGCAGAGGGAAGUUGGAUACGGCAGAUGUUACCAUGGUCAUACCAUCAAGUCAAAUUGUCAAGAUUCCGUUUUCCGUCCAACGGCAGCGACCAGGUGGAAGCAACAGAUGUGACCGGCCCGUUAGACCCUAGGGAUAUUUUGGGUGGAUAUUGGGGUGGAUAUGAAUUCAAGUUCUCGGGGGAUGCAGACAUAAACAUGCACAUGCGAGUAUACGCCCACAUACUAUUGGAGGGGCUUCGGUAUCCCGAAAUCGGCCGCGGCUCUAGGACUUUGCUCGAUGGCAUUCCGAAACUUAGGAAACCCAUCGCCUUCGAGAAAGAAACGAUGAUCUACGGUUGGGGCUUCUAUGUCAGACAAAGUCUAUCUAUACCGAAGAUCCUAGCCUGGGCUGUGACCAUAAUGAAUAUUUACGAUGCAACCGGCUCCAUUAGCCCAGUCCUGACCGACAUGGAGGCACCAGUGGAAAACAGCACCUGCAAGAAACGAGACGAGUCGAUAAUUACGCAUCGGAGGAGAAGGAACCUUCAGUUAUAG
This is a messenger RNA of Diaporthe amygdali, 1995 nucleotides long. RefSeq lists its product as uncharacterized. Gene Ontology annotation, molecular function: mRNA binding. Bases 1 to 1995 code for a protein of 664 amino acids. The transcript is spliced from 4 exons. The record is from RefSeq and is a predicted model, not a curated record. Lineage: Eukaryota; Fungi; Ascomycota; Sordariomycetes; Diaporthales; Diaporthaceae.